Thamnophis elegans (Western terrestrial garter snake) is the source of this 4535-nucleotide messenger RNA. RefSeq names its product acyl-CoA synthetase long chain family member 4 (gene ACSL4). The coding region runs from base 2118 to 4253 and encodes 711 amino acids. The record is from RefSeq and is a predicted model, not a curated record. Gene Ontology annotation, cellular component: lipid droplet; endoplasmic reticulum; plasma membrane. NCBI's taxonomy places the organism in Eukaryota, Metazoa, Chordata, Lepidosauria, Squamata, Natricidae. The transcript has 14 exons. Gene Ontology annotation, biological process: neuron differentiation; long-chain fatty acid metabolic process; long-chain fatty-acyl-CoA metabolic process. Gene Ontology annotation, molecular function: arachidonate-CoA ligase activity.
CUUUAUUCAUCUAUUAAUUACUCAUAUAACUCAGCAGUCUUGCUUUUGCAGAACAUAUCAAUGUGAUAUAUUGUGUUUUCUAAUUUGGGGAAAUGAUGAAGAAAACUGGAUGUUUUAAAAUAGGAUUUGAGUCUGUCUGGGAGCUGCUUCUUAUCAAUCCAAAUGAAUGGGCAGGGAAGCUGAUUUGGAGCUGAUUCUGUGAAUCAUUGUAUUCUUGCACAUUUUGCUUUUUCAGAAACUCUUAAGCGCUUUAUUCUUAGAUAAUACUUUGUGUUAUGUGUUAUGUCAAGCAUUGAUUGUAAUAUUAACAUUUUUCUGUGCAUAUUCUUCAUGUGAAAUCUGCUUCUGGAAUGUUGAACAAACUGGAAAACAUUAUCAAAAUAGCAUGUAAGGAGCUACUCUAAGAGAACAGCAGGCAGAUUCUGGGGGCAGAGUCAAGAGAGGAAUCAUCCUGGAGUCCUUAUGUUCCCACAAAUGGUCUAAAUCUAACCCCUUACAUUAAUUCUUAUCUAGUGCCAAUUUAAGGCUGACCUUUAGUUGACUAGAUUCUUGUAUAUAGGCGUGAGCAAUAAAUCAACAUAACUGGAACUUAGCAUGUGGUCCGUUUCUCACCUGACAAAUACUUGGAAUGAUUAAGCACAAUUAAGAAUAAAGACUUUUCAUUCCAGUAGCUGGGAUUUAAAUCUCAUGUCGUUGUUUUCAGUGAAGGCCAAUCACUGAAGUCCCCUUGGAAACUUACAGGGUGUUAAUGGUUAAUGCAAUAAUUUGGACACUGUAACCAAAUAUAUAAAUCUGCUGUUGUGCCAAAAAUAAGUUAGUUAUUUUUAACUAGUAAAUAACCUCAAUACUCAGAAGAAGUCUAAAACAAACCAUAUUUCAUUAUUGGGAUGGGGAGAAUCCAGGCUGCAACCUGUAAGUAUUUUAAGAUGGAACUGGUUGCCUAGACUUUAAGACAGUGCUUAAAAUAUUUCUUGAGCUUCAUUACAGUUUCCCCCUGGAAGUGCCUUCCUGUCAUAUGUGCCCUCCAGAUGUUUUGCCUUGUCCUUAGGAAUUAUGAAAAUUGCAGUCGAAAAACUCUGGAGAGCAUUAGAUUGAAGUAAUAGUUGACAAAUAGCUUAUUUCCCUCCCCUCCCCCUGUCCAUUUGAUUACCCAGUUUAGGGGAAAGUUCUAGAUAACAUGUCCUCCUUUUCAGAGGCUUCCUCUUCUGAAUAUUGACAACAUGAAAUACAUUGAUCAUUGGCAGAGGGCUGAAAAUAGAUCAUCUUGACAUUAUAAAUAUUGACAUUGAUUCCAAUGUUCCUAAUCCAACCCUUGUCUUUUUCUUCGUGCUGAAGGUCUUGUCUUCCUGCCUUUUUAUUAACUUUAAUCUUUUCGUUUGAGCUGCCUUGAACAUUUACUUAGAAGGAUGCAAUUUAAAAAAAAGUCGGCUGAAAUUAACUUACUAAAUAAUUUGUGUAAUAAUUAACAGAUUUCUUAAGUUUGCAACACACCAUUUCCCUUACAAUAACAAAAAUCCUGCCAAUAACCAACAAAGAGGAAUGUUUGUCGGAAUCAUAAACAGCCUUAACUAAAUCUUUGUUAGCCCUUUGUGGGGGUGGGGAAAAUCCAUGGACUUUUGACCAUAAUGAUGUAAUGGUCAUAUUGUCAAAUUGGAUUAAAAGCAUAACAUUUUAAGAGCAAAAUGUUUACCUAAUUCUCCUAAAUAUUUAGAGUGGGGCAAAGAUCCAUUGAAGAAAUAUGCUUCUUUCCGAUGCAGUGAUUUAAAUUCAAUGACACUGUUUACAAAUGUCAGAACUGCUCCAUUAAUGUCCAGGGUCCAGCUGCAUGUUGAAAUGAAGCCAAUCAAAGACUGAAGCUAACAAAUUAUUGCUGUUUUUCUAAUGCUCUCUGAUUAGCGUGAUCUUCAAAUAAUUUGCUGCUGCUUAUUGCUGAUUGUUGCUGAUCGUUUCUAACCCUUUAGCGAUUCUUCUAAUCUUCAACCACCUAAAGCCUUCGUUUCUGCUUUUGUCUGCUGCUGCUGCUGCUGCUUCCUCCUUGAGGGGGAAAAAAACUUAAGAAACUUGGAUUCCCCAAAAGGACAGUUGGCAGAUCUAAAAGAAAAAGAAAGCCGUCCAUUAUGAAUCUUAAAGAAAGACUGUGGACCCUUGUGUGGUUCCCCCUGUAUUUUUUGAUAAAUGUGUACAGUGCCCUUGUAUUCAUACCCUGGUAUUUUCUUACAAAUGUUAAGAAGAAAAAAGCUAUGGCGAAGCGCUUAAAAGCUAAGCCCGUCUCCGACAGCCCCGGAAGUCCGUAUCGGUCCAUUUCGCAUAUGGAAUCAUUAGCCAAUAUAGACUUUCCUGGAGUGGACACACUGGACAAAUUGUUUGAACUUGCUGUGACAAAAUUUGGGAAGAAAGACUGUCUGGGAACAAGAGAGGUCCUGAGCGAAGAGAAUGAAAUGCAGCCAAAUGGAAAAGUAUUUAAAAAGUUAAUCCUAGGGAACUAUAGGUGGCUGAGCUAUGAAGAGACUAACCAGAAGGUGAAGCACUUUGGGAGCGGGUUAGUGGCGCUUGGAUUGCCGCCCAAGAGCACUGUGGCUGUAUUUUGCGAGACGCGAACUGAAUGGUUUAUUGCCGCCCAGUCUUGCUUCCUUUACAACUUUCCCCUUGUUACACUAUACGCAACCCUUGGAGAAGAGGCGGUAACCUAUGGAUUAAAUGAAUCCGAAGCAUCAUUUCUAAUCACUAGCUUAGAUCUUUUGGAAGGCAAACUGAAGAAUGUACUGUCAAAAAUUCCCUGCCUCAAAUACAUCAUUUAUGUGGAUAAUAAGACUAUCAAUAAAGCAGAAUAUCCUAAAGGGCUGGAGAUCCAUAGCAUGCAAGCAGUAGAAGAACUUGGAGCCAAACCAGAAAACUUGAGCAUCCCUCCCUGCCGCCCUCUUCCUACAGACAUGGCCUUAGUGAUGUAUACCAGUGGCUCCACAGGAAGGCCAAAAGGGGUCAUGAUGGUCCAUAAAAAUCUCAUAGCUGGAAUGACUGGACAGUGUGAGCGAAUUCCUGGCCUGGGACCCAACGACACGUACAUUGGCUACUUGCCUUUGGCUCAUGUAUUAGAACUGACAGCAGAAAUUUCCUGCAUUACUUAUGGCUGCAGGAUUGGAUAUUCCUCACCACUCACCCUGUCAGACCAGUCCAGCAAAAUUAAAAAGGGAAGCAAAGGAGACUGCAGUGUUCUGAAGCCCACCUUGAUGGCGGCUGUGCCAGAAAUCAUGGAUCGAAUUUAUAAGAACGUUAUGAGUAAAGUUCAGGAGAUGAACUAUUUCCAGAAAACUUUAUUCAAGAUAGGAUAUGACUAUAAAUUGGAACAAAUAAAAAGAGGUUAUGACGCACCUCUCUGUAACUUACUGCUGUUUAAAAAGGUAAAGGCCCUGUUGGGAGGGAAUGUCCGUAUGAUGCUUUCCGGAGGGGCUCCUCUCUCAUCUCAAACACAGAGGUUCAUGAACAUCUGCUUCUGCUGCCCUGUUGGCCAAGGCUACGGCCUGACGGAAACCUGUGGAGCAGGCACCAUUACUGAAGUAACUGACUACAGUACUGGAAGAGUUGGGGCUCCUCUUAUCUGCUGUGAGAUUAAACUCAGAGACUGGCAAGAAGGAGGUUACACAACAAGAGACUUGCCCCAUCCCAGGGGAGAGAUUAUAAUUGGAGGGCCCAAUGUCUCCAUGGGAUACUUCAGAAAUGACGAGAAAACAGCUGAAGAUUUCAUUGUCGAUGACAAAGGCCAGCAAUGGUUUUGCACUGGAGAUAUUGGAGAAUUUCAUUCUGACGGCUGCCUCCAAAUCAUAGAUCGUAAAAAAGACUUGGUGAAGUUGCAAGCUGGAGAAUAUGUGUCUCUUGGCAAAGUUGAGGCAGCCUUGAAAAACUGCCCCCUGAUUGACAAUAUUUGUGCAUAUGCGAAAAGCAACCAGUCUUACGUUAUCAGUUUUGUGGUUCCCAAUCAGAAGAAACUAAUGGCACUUGCUGAACAGAGGGGCAUGACUGACAGCUGGGUCAACAUCUGUAACAAUCCCAUCAUGGAAUCGGAAGUCCUGAAAGAGAUUAAGAACACGGCUAACAAAAUGAAGUUGGAAAGAUUUGAAGUGCCCAUCAAAGUGCGUCUGAGUCCAGAGCCCUGGACUCCCGAAACAGGCUUGGUCACCGAUGCUUUCAAACUGAAAAGGAAGGAACUGAAGAACCAUUACCUCAAUGACAUCGAGCGGAUGUACGGAGGGAAGUAAGGCCUCCCAAUCACCCUGCGUCAGAAACCCUGCGUUGUCUCCUUCUGGAAUUGAAUGAGGAAUGAAUUUCCCAAAAGCUGUGUUUUCAUAAAACAGUUGAAAAUUUUCUCUCGGUUAUCCCAGAAGAAACGGCUGCGCUGGCUUUCUGGCCUGCAGUUUUCCAAGAUGCUGUCAAAAACACCGACCCACUGCCAUGGUUUCAUGAGACCACUUCCAGUUCCAAAUGUCUGCGUCCGUAUGGACACCCCCCCCCCCACUAGAUAAACCAAUAUUUCUACCUUU